Messenger RNA from Eremothecium sinecaudum, 2334 nucleotides. RefSeq names its product AAA family ATPase AFG2 (gene AFG2). The transcript has a single exon. NCBI's taxonomy places the organism in Eukaryota, Fungi, Ascomycota, Saccharomycetes, Saccharomycetales, Saccharomycetaceae. The record is from RefSeq and is a predicted model, not a curated record. Gene Ontology annotation, molecular function: ATP hydrolysis activity; ATP binding. Gene Ontology annotation, cellular component: cytoplasm. The coding region runs from base 1 to 2334 and encodes 777 amino acids.
AUGGUCGCAAAACCUGGCAGCUCAUCUUCAGGAGCUUCUUCAAAGAAGAAAGUAUCUGAUAGUGGCGAAAGUAGGAAAUCAAGCUCAAAGAGUAGCGUUCCUACGGUAUUUAUUACUAGGCCAAUAACCGAAAAUGCCGAAAACUCAUAUUCGAACAUAAUUAUUCAUCCCAGUGUCAUUGCGGAGUUAGGACUAGUUCCAGGUGGUAUUUGCAUUGUAUCUAAAGAGGGCCAACGUGGUGUAGCUGCAAUAGUAAAAAGUUCUGACACUUUACAGCGACCAGAUGUAAUUCAAUUAGCCGCACCUUUAAGGUCUGUCGGGGGUAUUUUGCUUGGAGAUCGUGUAUAUCUCAAAAAGGUGAUAUCUCAACCAACGUAUGCUACUACAGUUACGGUUGGAACAGUAGGUGGGGAAGAAAUUGGCGCCAGAGACGGUAAAAUAGUGCAAAAGCUACUAAACAGCGCUGGAGUAAUAAUGCCUGGCAUGGUAUUUGAUUCCGUUUUAUUAGAUAAUGGAACAUUGGCAGACAUUAUAAUUACUGAUUUAGAUGACGAUAAUACUAUUUCGGAAACAUUUGCACAGCUAGACAUUAACAGGAAGAAGAACCCAACAGUUGAUUCAAUAUAUUUGUCAAAUGUUGGAAUAUUCCGAAAGGAUAAGACUCAAUUAUUCUACACUUCUGAUACUGAGGCCCAUAGAAAAUAUAGGCUUCCAAUGAAGCUUGGCUAUAGUUCCGUGGGCGGACUAGCAAGUGAAAUACAGAAGUUAAAGGAAACAAUUGAAGCGCCGUUGUACGACUACGAGUUUUACCAAGAAUGUGGAGUUCAACCUCCAAGAGGUAUUUUACUUCAUGGACCUCCAGGAACAGGUAAAACAAUGCUUCUUCGCUGCGUCGCUAAUGAAAGCAAUGCCCAUACCCUAAUUAUAAAUGGCCCAUCUAUUACCUCUAAGUAUUUAGGAGAGACCGAAGAGAAGUUGAGGGCCAUCUUUGACGAGGCUCGAGAAUUUCAGCCUUCCAUCGUUCUUAUCGAUGAGCUGGACUCAAUAGCACCCAAUAGAGAUAACGAUGACUCUGGAGAAGCCGAAAGUAGGGUUGUGGCAACAUUGCUGACCCUUAUGGAUGGUGUCGAGAACGCAGGAAGUGUUGCAGUUGUAGCAACUACUAAUCGUCCAAAUAAGAUUGACCCUGCAUUGAGAAGACCAGGUAGGUUUAACACUGAAGUGGAAAUUGGUGUACCUGACGUGGAUUCCAGACUUCAGAUCCUCAAGAUACUGGUUGCUCAAAUGAAUGCAAAUCGUCGUGGUUUUUCUGAUGAAGAAGUUGCAGAAAUUGCCGCGAAGACACAUGGUUACGUUGGAACUGACCUUAGCGGCCUUUGUACACUUUCCGUUGCCAAAGCUAAACAUAGAGCUGUUGUUGAAGGCAUUUCUCUUUCUGAUCUAACCAUAACAAUGGCUGAUCUUGAAGCUGCCAUGUUAGAGAUAAAACCAAGUGCGAUGAGGGAGAUAUUCUUGGAGAUGCCUAAGGUAUAUUGGUCAGAUAUCGCUGGUCAAGAACAAUUAAAACUGGAAAUGGAGGAGGUGAUUCAGCUUCCACUAAAAGGAGCUGAAAAACUUCGUAGGCUUCGCGUUAUGCCUCCAAAGGGUGUUUUACUGUAUGGUCCACCUGGAUGCUCUAAGACUCUAACAGCUAAGGCUCUUGCGACAGAAUCGGGAUUUAACUUCUUCGCUAUAAAAGGACCAGAAGUCUUGAACAAAUAUGUGGGUGAAACCGAAAGGACUGUAAGAGAGCUAUUCCGCAAGGCCAAAGCAGCUGCUCCUAGUAUCAUAUUUAUUGACGAGAUCGAUGAGUUAGCCAAAAGUAGAGAUGAAGAAUCAAGCUCAUCUGCAGCAAGCAACACCCUUAUUACAUUGUUAAAUGAAAUAGAUGGUGUAGAAGAGCUGAAAGGAGUCGUCGUGGUAGCAGCUACAAAUAAACCUGAGAUAAUCGAUCCCGCUCUAAUAAGAUCUGGUAGACUGGACAAGCAUCUCUACGUUGCUCCACCUAACUUCGAGGCCAGAUUACAGAUACUAAAGAACUGCUCAAAAACUUUUGAAUUGGAUCCCAAUGAGGUUGACUUGAAUAAAUUAGCAGAAAUGACUGAAGACUGCUCUGGUGCUGCCGUUUCCCAACUAUGUAGAGAUGCUGCUAUAUGUGCAACUACCGAAGAUCUUGUAGAAGGAAACGUUAAGUGGCACCAUUUCAAACAAGCUUUGACAAGGUUAUCUAGAGAUGCCGGACCCGAAGUGAUCAAGCCCUACGAAGCUUUUGCAAAGAAGCGUGGAUUGAGCUAA